GCCAUUGGCCGCAGGGCCGGGCGGCAGGAAGGGGCCAGAGAGCGCGGCCCCACCCCGUGGGCGGCAGAGCCUAUCGCCGGGAGCGCGGAGCGCGGAUAAAUGUAGCGCCGCGGCGCGGGCCGCCAGCUCUCCGAGGGGCCGGAGCGCAGCGGAGCCAUGCAGUACCCACACCCCGGGCCGGCGGCGGCGGGUGCCGUGGGGGUGCCGCUGUACGCGCCCACGCCGCUGCUGCAGCCGGCGCACCCGACGCCGUUCUACAUCGAGGACAUCCUGGGUCGCGGGCCCGCUGCGCCCACCCCCGCCCCCACGCUGCCGUCCCCCAACUCCUCUUUCACCAGCCUCGUGUCCUCCUACCGGACCCCGGUGUACGAGCCCACGCCGAUCCACCCCGCCUUCUCGCACCACUCCGCUGCCGCGCUGGCCGCCGCCUACGGAUCCAGCGGCUUCGGGGGCCCUCUGUACCCCUUCCCGCGGACGGUGAACGACUACACGCACGCCCUGUUCCGCCACGACCCCCUGGGCAAACCUCUGCUCUGGAGCCCUUUCUUGCAGAGGCCUCUGCAUAAAAGGAAAGGUGGCCAGGUGAGGUUCUCCAACGACCAGACCAUCGAGUUGGAGAAGAAGUUUGAGACCCAGAAAUACCUCUCUCCGCCGGAGAGGAAGCGUCUGGCCAAGAUGCUGCAGCUCAGCGAGAGACAGGUCAAAACCUGGUUCCAGAAUCGUCGCGCUAAAUGGAGACGACUAAAACAGGAAAACCCUCAAAGCAAUAAAAAAGAAGAACUGGAAAGUUUGGACAAUCCUUGUGACCAAAGGCAAGACUUGACCAGUGAGCAGAAUAAAGGUGUUCUAGAUAGCUCUCAGUGUUCGCCCUCCCCUGCCUCCCAGGAAGACCUUGAGUCAGAGAUUUCAGAGGAUUCUGAUCAGGAAGUGGACAUUGAGGGCGAUAAAGGCUAUUUUAAUGCUGGAUGAUGACCGUAGACAUUGGCAUGUUCGGAAAACUGGAUUUGGGAAUAACAUUUGCUACAGAGAAUCUCCAUAGGCGAUACUGGAAAACUCUGAGAAAGGGAAUCAAUUUCCUGGUAUUCUGGAAACCUAAAAUAUUUGGUGCACUGGCUAAACAGCAAACUUACACUGAAACCUUAAUUUUGACUUAAAUGGUUUAUGUACUGAUUUUAGGUUGAAUGAUGAAGGGACUCUUCACUGCUUAGAUUCACCCCCUUUGUAAAAAGGAAAUUGGUUUUUCUAUUUAUAAAAAGUAAUUUUUGAAUUUUUUGUUAAAUUUGUAAGUUAUAACUUUAAAGAUUUUAAUAAGAUCUUCUUGAAUGAUGUUUGUACAAUCUGUAUCUACAUCCUACUUAAUGGAAAAGCAGAAGGGCAUCCCAGAUCCAGAGGUAUGCCUUGGAAAAGGGGCCCACAUUUCAGGCAGCCUUGGAAUAUUUUUAAAGGAAAUGUUCUUUACUUUUAUAUUACAUUCUUAUACUGCUGCCUUAAAUCCAAAGUGAUCUCAGAGCUUCUGUCUCGGGGAUGUGUGUGUUCUUUUUGUCAAAGAGAAAUAGUUGAUAAGAAUCUUAAAUGCUUGUUUUGCACUGUCACUAAGUACCUAUAUGACCAAGGUGUUAAAGGAAUAGUACAGUACAAAUCAAGCAGACAAACUGACUCGUCGGUGACUAAAAUUAAUCACAGACGAACUAGAAGUAGCAAGUUGAUUAACUGUAAGUAGACUGUAGAUAUUGUGUUUUAUAUCAAACAGUGUUUAUAAUGUGUGUAUAUAUAAUUUUUUCGCUGUAAAAAAAAAAAAGGCCAAAACGGUGGUGGUGGUGGUGGUGUUGUUUUUUUUAAAUGAGUAACUUGUGUAUAAAAUAAACCCAUCGGUGGGACGAC
Leopardus geoffroyi (Geoffroy's cat) is the source of this 1881-nucleotide messenger RNA. RefSeq names its product hematopoietically expressed homeobox (gene HHEX). NCBI's taxonomy places the organism in Eukaryota, Metazoa, Chordata, Mammalia, Carnivora, Felidae. The transcript is spliced from 4 exons. The record is from RefSeq and is a predicted model, not a curated record. Gene Ontology annotation, molecular function: RNA polymerase II cis-regulatory region sequence-specific DNA binding; DNA-binding transcription factor activity, RNA polymerase II-specific. Gene Ontology annotation, biological process: regulation of transcription by RNA polymerase II; cell differentiation. Bases 157 to 969 code for a protein of 270 amino acids.